This is a messenger RNA of Rhizophagus irregularis DAOM 181602=DAOM 197198, 1686 nucleotides long. RefSeq lists its product as uncharacterized. Lineage: Eukaryota; Fungi; Glomeromycota; Glomeromycetes; Glomerales; Glomeraceae. Gene Ontology annotation, molecular function: carboxy-lyase activity; pyridoxal phosphate binding. The record is from RefSeq and is a predicted model, not a curated record. Gene Ontology annotation, cellular component: cytoplasm. Gene Ontology annotation, biological process: carboxylic acid metabolic process.
AUGAAAUCGCAAGCACAAGAUAUACUUGAUGGCGAUGCCGCAGAACUUGAUCUAUUAGUUUCACAAAUGAAAGAUUUAAUGGUUGGAUAUGUAAAUGAAAGUCGAAAGCCAGGAGCAUUAGUAGUAGAGUAUAAACUACCGGAAGAAUUAAAACCAUUAAUAGAUCUAGAUCUACCAUAUACUGGGAUUGGUAUUCCUGGAUUAAUGCCAAUGUUACGGAAUAUAUUACGUUAUAGUGUUAAUACAUGGAAUCCAGGGUUCAUGGAUAAAUUGUACGCAGGAACCAAUCCUGUUGGGAUUGUAACCGAUAUGUUAAUAUCAUUAUUAAAUGCGAAUUCACAUGUUUACCAUGUAUCUCCAGUGUUGACACUAAUGGAAGAUUGUGUUUCGGAGAAAUUAGCAAAAUUGUUAGGAAUGGGCGAGAGAUCAGGAGGAAUAACAUGUCCAGGAGGAGCAUUUUCAAAUCAACUCGCAAUGUUAACGGCAAGAAAUUAUAUGUUUCCAGAGAUUAAAACUAAAGGGUAUUGUACUUUCGGCAAGAAGCUUACGGUAUUUACUUCGAGUUCUGGACAUUAUUCCGUUGAGAAAACUGGUAUGGCACUAGGAUUAGGAUUAGACAACAUAAUUAAAGUUCCUUGUGAUGAUCAGGGAAGAAUGCGUCCAGAUGAAUUAGAACAAUUAAUUAUACAGUCAUUGGGAAGAAAAGAAACCCCAUUUUUUAUUAAUGCUACUGCUGGUACGACCGUUUUGGGAGCCUUCGAUCCACUAAAGGAAAUUGGGAAAAUUGCCAAGCGAUACAAGCUCUGGUUUCACGUUGAUGGAUCAUGGGGUGGGAGUCUUAUAUUUUCCGACAAACAUAAGCACAAGAUUGAAGGUUCAUCUUUGGCUGAUACUUUUGUGCUGAAUCCACAUAAAUUACUCGGAACACCAUUACAAUGUUCAUUCAUAUUAGCGUCAGAUCGACAAAUAUUUAAGCAAACAAAUUCACUAGGAGCACAAUAUUUAUUUCAUGACGAUUCUAAGUAUGAUUUAGGAGAUAGUACAGUUGGAUGUGGCAGAAAGCCUGAUGCAAUAAAAUUAUUUAUAGGAUGGAAAAUAUAUGGUAUAUCAGGAUAUAAAAAAAGGAUAGAGCAUGCAUUUAAAAUGGCUAGAUAUUUGACUAAUUUAGUGAAAAAUAAUAAUAAGUUUAAAAUGGUAUUAGAAGAUCCACCAAAUUUACAAAUAUGUUUUUGGUAUAUUCCAAAGGGGAUGAAAAUCUUAGAUCGAGAAGAAAAAGAAACCAAAAAAUAUCAAACUUGGAAAGAACAAAUGACUUUAGUAACCAAAGAAAUUCACAGAAGGUUGCGGGAACGCGGUAGAUUUUUAUUUGAUUAUUCUCCUUUAGAAUUGAAUGGAAAAGAAUUACCUAUAUUUUUUAGAGUAGUGAUAAAUGCACCUUCAAUUAAUGAACAUUAUUUGGAUGAAAUGGUUAGAGAAGUUGAAAGAGCGGGUGAAGAUGUAUUGGAAUAUUUGGAAGAGAAUAAAAUUCUUCAAGAUGGUUUAAGAUCUGAGAAUCAUCAUAUAAAUGGAAAUUAUAACGUAAAUGGAAACCAUAGCGUAAAUGGAAAUCAUAGCGUAAAUGGAAAUCAUAGCGUGAAUGGAAAUGGAUAUAUCAAUCACAAUGGGUUGAAAAAUUGGAAUAGCUAA